CAUGAUAAUCCGUACAAGUAUAAGAGGACGGGUUUCAUUAUCUCAUUAGGUAGUAUCGUCGUGCGUUCAGCAAAUACCACACGGUCAUGUUCGGACGCAUACUGUGCGCCUUCAUUGCAAUCUCUUGUUUCUUGGUGAUUGUCCAGGCUGGGGUGUUCACGAGGAAUUUAGAGGCAGCGCGAAGCUGUGGUUAUGAAGGAUGCCCGAAACCUGAUCCGAAGAAACUUAAUAUCCACUUGGUAGCACAUACACAUGACGAUGUUGGAUGGUUGAAAACGGUUGAUCAAUAUUUCUUCGGAGGACGAAAUAACAUUCAAAAGGCAGGCGUGGAGUAUAUUCUCGAUACAGUGGUAGACGCGCUGCGAAAGGACCCUGAAAGGAGAUUCAUCUACGUGGAGACUGCAUUCUUAUGGAAGUGGUGGCUGCGGCAGAAUGAUAAAAUCCGCGAGGAGGUGAAGACUUUCAUCAAUGAAGGGAGACUGGAGAUCAUCGGAGGAGCGUGGAGUAUGAAUGACGAAGCCACAACUCAUUAUCACUCUAUUAUUGAUCAAUCCACUUGGGGAUUCAGACGCUUGAACGAUACAUUUGGAACAUGCGCUCGUCCGAAAAUUGGCUGGCAGAUAGAUCCUUUCGGCCACUCACGCGAGCAAGCCUCCCUAUUCGCUCAAUUUGGAUUUGACGGAAUGUUCUUCGGACGUCUUGAUUGGCAGGACAAGACGAAACGAAUGUCCGAGAAAUCCGCGGAAUACAUAUGGAAAGCAAGCUCCAGUCUAGGCAAGAGUGCGGAGCUUUUUUCAGUCGCUCUCUUCAAUAAUUACAGUCCACCUCCUGGAUUUUGCUUCGACAUCCUGUGUCAGGACGAGCCAUUGAUCGAUGAUCCAAAGAGUCCCGAUUACAACAUCAAAUCGAAGCUCAAAUCCUUUUACGAUUACGUACUGGAGCAAGGAAGGCAUUACAAAUCGAAUAACAUAAUUCUCACAAUGGGCGGUGAUUUCACGUAUCAGCUGGCUGAACAGUAUUUCGUAAACUUGGAUAGACUGAUAAGAUACACAAACAAAAUCUACGGCGACAAAGCGAACGUCUUCUACUCCACGCCGUCCUGCUACCUGAAAUCGGUGAACGAAGCCGGGAAGACCUUUCCCACCAAGACCGACGACCUCUUUCCCUACAGCAGCGACCCCCAUGCCUUCUGGACGGGCUACUUCACCUCGCGCCCCACCCUGAAGUACUUCGAGCGUCUCGGCAACAACUUCCUGCAGAUCGUCAAGCAGCUGGCAGUCCUGACGAACGCCGGCGACAGCAAAGACUUGGAACUCUUCCGAGAAGCGAUGGGAGUGAUGCAGCAUCACGAUGCGGUGACCGGAACGGAGAAGCAGCAGGUCGCGGACGAUUACGCGCGUCUCCUAACCGACGCCAUAGUCCGCGGUGAGAAGAUCGUCUCGACAACGAUCGGCAAGCUCUCGAUCAGAGGCAAGCCGUCAGCUGCCCGGGACUUCAAGUCCUGUCUUUUGCUGAACGUGAGCUCUUGCCAACCGAUCGAAGACUCCAAGACCUUCACCGUGACUUUGUACAACCCCAGAAGUCAUCCGGUGUCGACCUACGUCCGCAUUCCGGUGAAGGGAGCUGGCUACAUCGUCAAAGACUACAUCGGAACGGAAAUAGUGACGCAGUUGAUUCCAGUCCCGGCUCCUGUGUCGCAAGCCCCUGGACGGACGAGCAAAGCCACCAGAGAACUGGUGUUCAGGGCUCUGGAGAUCCCGCCCCUCGGCUACCAAUCCUUCUUCAUAACCGAGAAGGAUGGCGACGACAGCUACGACGAGAUCACUCGUCCCGAAAACGUCUCCUCCAUCGGAGGCGAUCUCUACGACAUCUCCGUUGACGACGCUGGUGACGUCCACGUGCAGUGGAAGAACAUGGACCUGCGGGUCGUCCAGUCCUUCAAGUACUAUCAAGGCGCCAAAGGAAACAACUCGGAGUUCAAGAACAGGGCAUCUGGGGCGUACAUCUUCCGGCCAAACAGCUCGCUGGUCCAUGACUUCAGCUACUCUGGCUUCCAUAAGUUCUACAAAGGACCUCUCGUCGAGGAGUUGCAUCUGAUCGUCAACAGUUACGUCAGCCAAGUCGUCAGGAUUUACAACGGGGAGGACAAGAUCGAGUUCGACUGGGUCGCAGGACCCAUUUCUGUGGAUGAUUCUAUCGGAAAAGAAAUUGUGAGCAAGUUCUCGAGUAAUUUGGAGUCGAAGGGAGUGUUUUUUACGGAUAGCAAUGGACGGGAAAUGUUGAAGAGGGUCAGGGACUUCAGGCCUACGUGGACGCUUAAUCUGAGUGAACCUGUCGCUGGGAACUACUACCCGGUGACGGCGAAGAUCUCGUUGAGGGAUGAUGCCAAGCAGUUGAGGAUGAGUGUUCUGAAUGACAGGGCGCAGGGCGGCAGCAGCAUGAAGGACGGAGAGCUGGAGGUCAUGAUACACAGGCGACUGCUGAAUGAUGAUGCUUUUGGGGUCAACGAGGCUCUGAAUGAGCAGGCCUUUGGGAAGGGCCUUGUCGCCAGGGGUGUGCAUUAUCUCGUUGGCAGCAGCUUGAAGGAUCUCGAUGCUGCGGCCUCCAAGGAGAAGUCCCUUGCCUUGUCACUGGCCCUGAAACCUUGGGUGCUGGUCACUCCGGUGGAGAAUUUAACCUUCGAGCAGUGGCAGAGCAAUUACAUCAUGCAGGUGAGAGGACUCAGGAAGAGGCUGCCCCCGAAUAUCCACAUACUGACGCUUGAACCGUGGAAGGAGGAUCAGGUUCUUUUGAGGCUAGAGCAUCUGUAUGAAAUCGGCGAGGCUGCGCAGAUGUCGCAACCAGCGGAGGUCAACAUAGCCGAUCUCUUUAUGGAUUUCGAUGUCGUCGAGGUCAGGGAAACCACCCUCGGCGGGAACCAGUGGAUUGAGGACAAACGGCGUCUUCAGUGGUCCAGUGAGACUAACGAAGGCUCUCCGGAUUUAGGAAAUUCUAGGCCACAAGUGAGGAUUCUAGAUGGCGCUGUUAAUGUCUUGCUGAAGCCCAUGGAAAUUCGAACCUUCAUUGUUAGUUUUAAAUCUCUUCCUAGUUCUUGAAAGGGAGGAGAUGAUUAUGAGUGUUUUUUUAUCAUUAUGGAUAAUUGAAGAAAGCGCGCAUUAUUUACUUGCGCGAGUGGAGAAUCACGAAAUAUUGAAUUAUAAAUAAAAAUUUUGAUGUUUCUUUA
This is a messenger RNA of Diachasma alloeum, 3223 nucleotides long. It is a transcript of the gene LManII, whose product is annotated as lysosomal alpha-mannosidase. Gene Ontology annotation, molecular function: carbohydrate binding; alpha-mannosidase activity. The coding region runs from base 87 to 3095 and encodes 1002 amino acids. Gene Ontology annotation, biological process: mannose metabolic process. Gene Ontology annotation, cellular component: lysosome. Lineage: Eukaryota; Metazoa; Arthropoda; Insecta; Hymenoptera; Braconidae. The record is from RefSeq and is a predicted model, not a curated record. The transcript is spliced from 8 exons.